Messenger RNA from Klebsormidium nitens, 2182 nucleotides. The record is from the annotation of a GenBank genome assembly. Lineage: Eukaryota; Viridiplantae; Streptophyta; Klebsormidiophyceae; Klebsormidiales; Klebsormidiaceae.
ACUCGAGCUUCAUAUUCCACUCGGGGCCAUUCUCUCGCACUCGUUGGAUAACCUUUACAUAUGCAUGCAGGGCGCGGCUGUGCUGCAUGACUGAUACGCAACGUCUUGCUGAGAACUUUUGCGAGAGUUGAGGAUUGCAAGUGCUUGCGGGACUGGCUUGCGAAGCAGCGAGAUUGAACACAUUGCGAAGUUUAUUCGGGUAUCUCAAACGUCAGCUUGAACUUGAAGUUGAGGAAGAACAAGGGGUCUGUGGCAGCAGCUGAAACUUGUGAAAGGCUUGGCGUUGGUCUUUUGGUAUAGGAUCAUGGCGGGCACGGGUGUUUUCGAAGAUCUUGCGGCUGGGGAGGAUACCUUCAAGUUUUAUUCGGAGGGCAAAUGGCAGGAGUCGGCCUCGAAGAAGACCGUGAAUGUGGUCAACCCAAGCACGCAAAAGGUCCAAUACAAAGUGCAAGCGUGCACCCAGGACGAGGUGAAUGCGGUGUUUGCUUCUGCCAAGGUGGCGCAAAAGGCAUGGGCCAAGACCCCACUGUGGAAGCGUGCGGAGCUACUGCACAAGGCGGCGGCGAUGCUCAAGGAGCACAAGACGCCCAUCGCAGCCGCGCUGGUCAAGGAGAUUGCCAAGCCAGCAAAGGAUGCCGUGACUGAGGUUGUGCGCUCGGGAGACCUGAUCUCGUACUGUGCUGAGGAGGGAGUGCGCCUGCUUGGCGAGGGCAAGUUCAUUAUGUCGGACAGCUUCCCUGGAACUGACCGCAACAAAUUGUGCCUGGCAUCAAAGAUUCCCUUGGGCACAGUCCUCUGCAUCCCGCCGUUCAACUACCCCGUCAACCUCGCUGUCUCUAAGAUCGCCCCUGCCCUUAUUGCUGGAAACGCCGUUGUCCUCAAGCCCCCCACCCAGGGUGCUGUGUCGGGGCUGCACAUGGUGCACUGCUUCCACCUGGCGGGCUUCCCCCCGGGCCUGCUCAGCUGCGUCACCGGCAAGGGCUCCGAGAUCGGCGACUUCCUCACCACUCACCCCAGCGUCAACUGCAUCAGCUUCACCGGCGGCGACACGGGCAUCAGCAUUGCGCGCAAGGCGGGCAUGGUGCCGAUGCAGAUGGAGCUGGGCGGCAAGGACGCGUGCAUCGUGCUGGAGGACGCCGACCUCGACUUGGUGGCCGCCAACAUCAUCAAGGGGGGCUUCUCCUACAGUGGGCAACGGUGCACUGCGAUCAAGGUGGUGCUGGUGCUGGAGAGCGUUGCCGACAAGCUCGUGGAGCUGGUGAACGCCAAGGUGGCCAAGCUCAGCGUGGGCAUGCCCGAGGACGACGCGCAGAUCACGCCCGUCGUCACCGAGUCGAGCGCCAACUUCAUCGAGGGCCUCGUCAAGGACGCCGAGACCAAGGGCGCCACGCUUUGCCAGGCGUACAAGCGCGAGGGCAACCUGAUUUGGCCGGUCCUGAUCGACCACGUGAAGCCGGAGAUGCGCAUCGCGUGGGAGGAGCCGUUCGGGCCCAUCCUGCCGGUCAUCCGGGUCAAGACCGUGGAGGAGGCGAUCCACCACUGCAACGCCAGCCAGUUCGGCCUGCAGGGUUGCAUCUUUACGCAGGACAUCAACAAGGCCAUGUUCAUCAGCGAUGCCAUGGAGACGGGCACCGUGCAGAUCAACUCCGCCCCUGCGCGAGGACCCGACCACUUCCCUUUCCAGGGAAUCAGGGACUCCGGUAUUGGCACUCAAGGUAUCCCAAACAGCAUCCUGUUGAUGACCAAGACAAAGAGCACAGUGAUCAACCUUCCAAGUGCAUCAUACACCAUGGGCUAGCUCCCAUAAGCUCUUGCUUUCUGUAAAUAGAACGAAUGAGCUCUGGCCAUUUAUAAAACCACGAGUCCAAAUCAGCUUGCGCACAGUUAGUCAGAACCUAUGUCUUUUUGAAAGCUGGGGUAAUCGGUGGAAUUUUGUACGAAGAAGGAGCAGGCUGGCAGAUUAUGGACAUACCGUUUUCACUCUGUCCGUGUACCAACCAGUAUAUUUUAUUGGGAACAUGUGAUCGGAUGCUCAUUAAGGUGGAAGUAUGGCAUUCAAGUGUUAAGUCCUACGUCACAAAUCACAUUUCGAGUCAUGGGUUCAAAUCCAAUUCAAACCUAGUCGCUUUAGUCACGACUCUUGCAAUGAGUUCUUGGGCCCAAGGGCCGGGGUCCUCCGAGG